AUGGAAACCGAGCAGCUCGAGCAGAACCUUGAUAUGGCCAUUUUCUCCCAACUACUAGAGAUGGACCACGAAGAAGAUCGGCUGACCAGCUCGAUCGCAUUUUAUACGUUUAUCGAACGGGCAAACAAUACUAUUGACGAUAUGGAACAUGCUCUACGAAUGGCGGACCCACCCACGGGGGCUCCCGAGCCCCUUGCCACCACAACCACGCGAAGAGGCACAGGGAUCGUCGUAACAGAAAACCUUGCACCAACGACCACGGUCCGGACCAGGAGACAUGCACGAGUGGAAAGCGAGCAGACCCACGCGGCCCCGGAACCCGUGGAACUGACCAAUACCGGAACCAGCACUGGACGAGUGACAACCAGAGAGAUUUGGCAGAUUAUCGUACACCUGCAACACACCAUCGAGGAGCAAACCACGCUCAUUCGCGCCACCGGGACCGAACUGAGAGAAGUGAAAGAUAACCAGAACGAGCUCCAAACUCAGAAUGAGAAGCUACAGGAAGAGAUUGCAGCGCUACGGUCGCAGGUAAAGGAGAGGAACGCUCCAACCCCGACACGAUCAUGGGCGGCCGUUGCGGCCAGCACGGACAAUCCGCAACCCCGGGAGACCCGGCGACAAACUGACAAAGACAAGAACUGCAUCCGAAUCAGCACCCAGCGAUCUGUCACUGAAGCGUUGGGCGCAGAUAAUAACGGAGACGCGUUCGGCCGCUACCUCCCCACCCCGGCUGCGAACGCCCACAUCAGGACGGCACUGUCGAAGACGCUAUCCACCCAGGACGCACAGGUUGCGGGGAUUGGUACUACCAAAACCGGAUAUGUGAUCCGAUUCAAAAACCAAGCAUCGGCCGAAACGGCCCGCACCAACACCGAGUGGCUGACCGAGCUGGGCAACGACACUAGACUGGUGAAGCCACGUUUCGGAGUCGCCGUUCACCAUAUCCCGACCUUUGGGUUGGACCUCGAAAACAGGAAAACCGAAGCCAUUGAAAAGAUCGCAAAUGAGAACGAUCUCACCGACCGCGGAUUUCGAAUCGAAGACAUAGCCUGGCUGAAGAAAAGAGACAAAGAACUGGGAACGUUCGCCUCAAUAGGCAUCUGGUUCGACUCACUAGAGGCAGCAGAAUGGAUGCUGGACAAUGGCCUGUUGAUUGAUCAACGAAAGAUGUCCCCCGGGCAUCAGAGCGCGCUGCUUGGAAUGCAGCGGGGAACAUCCGACUGGAGACUUGCUAUGCCCGACGCCAGCCACGGCACCCCCAUCGCAAUGUUAGACAACAACCUCAGAAUUCUACAACUAAACACCAUGAAAUCGAGGGCGGGCAUGGAAGCUCUCAUCAACGACCAUCAGAGCCAGAAACUAGACGUGCUCCUUAUCCAAGAACCGUCGAUCACUGCCUACCGAACACACGUGAACCACAGCGCGUGGCGACUCUAUCAACCCACAGUAGAAAGCGAUUCGGUUCGAUACCGAAGCCUUAUCUACGUCAAUCGCAAACUCUCAACCUCCUCUCACCGACAAGUGAGAUGCAAUCACCCGGAUCUGACGGCGAUCAAAGUCUGGACGGCCGACUCCCAAAUCCUGAUCUUCUCAGUCUACAUUCCGCCCGUACCGAUGCACACGCCUGAUGGAGCAUCGGCGGAGGCGACCUUAUCGGCAAUCCACGACACUAUUCAAAACGUCACACGAGACGACAGCAGAACCUUUAGCCUUAUUUUGGCCGGAGAUUUCAAUCGCCACCACCCAGCGUGGGGGAGCAACCACAUUCAACCUCGAUUUAUCGAGGACGCUGGGGAACUGAUCAAUUUCUUUCAUGAUUAUGGCCUUCAGAGCUGCCUCCCUCGGGGAACCGCGACCUUCUGGUCGUUAAGCCACCCGGGGAGAAGUUCCACGAUCGACCAGACAGUGACAAACAGACCGGACCUACUCUUCAAAUGCCACCUCUACCACGACAACUAUGGUUCAGAUCACCGAGGCACUUAUUCAGAAUGGUACCUCCAAGCGCGACGCAACCCCACCAGCAAGACGAGAAAGGCGUACGACCGAGCGGACUGGGAGAAGAUUGGAAAGGAGAUCCAGGAACUUUUCGAGCAACCCGGGGAGCUAGACUCAGCCGAGGCGCUGGACACAGUCGUAGAGAGACUUACAAGCACGACAGCGAAUGCAGUCGACAAGCACACACCCGAUAUGAGACCUUCCCCGUACUCCAAACGGUGGUUCACUGCCGACCUUAAAGCCCAACAGAAAGAUGUGAACCGCCUACGACGCAAGUGGCAAGAGAGCUGCGCUGAGAUCGGACGAGCCGACACCCGCACCAUGGCCAUGUUCGAAGACAUGCGCCAGGCACGGCGGGCAUGGACUCGGACCAUUGAGAAGGCUAAGACAUCCCAUUGGAAACAGUUCCUAGACGAAGCAGGAGAAGGGAAAUUAUGGAAGGCAGCGACUUACAUGAAACCACGAGACUCCUGGGGCUGUAUUCCCGCCCUCAAGGUUGGCGAUGUGGAGCUAGUUGACAACGUGGAGAAAGCUCAGGCGUUCAUGGACUCGUUUUUCCCAUCUAUGGCGUCUGCGCAAGAGGAAGCACCCGCCCACGCCCCAACCGAGAUCCGGUGGCAUCCAAUCUCCGAGAUUGAAAUCUAUCGAUCUCUCAGGGCUGCCAAAGGCACAACAGCACCAGGCGAGGACGGUCUACCCACGUUGAUCUGGAAACGUCUCUGGAAAUAUCUCGGAAAUAUCAUCACAAGGAUUUUCACGUCAUCGAUUGAACUAGGAUACCACCCACGGCGAUGGAGAAGCGCGCGAAUCAUAGUCCUGCGGAAGCCCGGGAAAGCAGACUACUCGCUACCUGGAGCUUACCGCCCGAUCUCGCUACUCAACACACUCGGCAAGUUAUUGGAAGCGGUGAUGGCCCGGCGGCUGUCCUUCUUCGCGGAGCACUACGGUCUUCUACCGGAUACUCAGUUCGGAGGACGUCCGGGACGAACAACCGAGCAAGCCCUCCUAAUGCUUGCUAACGCAAUCGACCGGGCGUGGUACAGACAGAAGGUCGUCUCACUGGUGGCCUUUGACCUAAAGGGAGCCUUCAAUGGGGUGAACAAGACAAGCCUGGACGUCCGCCUCCAGUCCAAGGGUAUCCCAUCGGUGGCCCGGAAGUGGAUUGCGAGCUUCAUGAGUGGGCGCCAGGCGAGCAUUGGGUUCGACGACUACCAGACCGAGGUGGCGUCGCUAGACAAGGCCGGGCUCGCGCAAGGCUCUCCACUCUCACCUAUCCUCUUUGCGUUCUUCAACUGCGACCUGGUCGACCAGCCGGUCGAUUUUCACGGUGGGGCAUCUGCCUUCAUCGAUGACUACUUCCGCUGGCGAGUUGGCUGGAGCGCUGAAGAGAACCUGGCCAAAAUCCAGUCCGAAGACAUACCCCGGAUCGAAGCCUGGGCCCGGCGAACUGGGUCCUGCUUCGCCGCAGAGAAGACCGAACUCAUUCACAUUACUCGCAAGAGGAAAGAACAGAGCCAGGGCCAGCUUGUUAUGAAUGGCAAUACCAUCAAACCAUCUACGACCGCCAAACUCCUAGGUGUAAUCUUCGACCAUGAGCUACGGUGGAAGGAACACGUACAACAAGCCGUCAAACGAGCCACCAAGGUCAACAUCGCGCUUGGGGGCUUGCGACAACUCCGUCCAGAGCAAAUGCGACAGCUUUACGAAGCGUGCGUCACACCAGUUGUCGACUACGCAUCGACCGUCUGGCAUGAUCCGCUUCGAGACAAGACCCAUCUACGACACCUCCGCACCGUACAACGAGCGGCGCUCAUCCGCGUCCUAUCUGCAUUUCGAACGGUGGCAACAACCACACUUGACGUAGAGGCACAUGUACUACCAACGCACCUUCGUCUGCGCUACCGUGCACAGAAUACCAUCACUAGACUGCAUACCCUACCCCAAAAACAUCCCAUAUGGAACGCCCUGAAUCGAGCCCAGAGAAGACGUAACAAUCGUGGAUCGUUCGCCCGGUUCCCGCUAUCAGAAGCCUUGAAAACCAUGAACUUGGAGAGACUACAGGAAAUCGAAAUGAUUGAUCCAACCCCACUACCACCUUGGCGAAAAGAAGCCUUCUCGGAAAUCGAGAUUGAAUCAGACAGGGAGAUCGCGAUAGAAAGGGCCGAGGCGGCACGGUCAACCGCGGACAUCGUGGUGUACUCGGAUGCCUCGGGAAGAGAAGGCCAUCUAGGUGCCGCAGUGGCCGCGCUGAAUGACUCACUAGAAACAAUCGACAGCAUACAAGUGCAGGUUGGACCCAUGGAUCGGUGGUCGGUACAUGCCGCCGAGCUGAUUGGGGUCCUGUACGCUAUCAACAUCAUCAACAAGGUCGCUCUCCGACACUGGAGAACAUCCCACUCGCGGGUGGGAUCUGCCACUAUCCUUAGUGACAGCAAGUCGGCCCUGCAAGCAAUCCAGAAUCCCGGGAACAAGUCGGGACAACAGAUCAUCCAUGCCAUUCUACAAGCAGCCAGGAACACCAAGACCCACGGCACGUCGAUACGACUACAGUGGACACCCGGACACUGCGAAGUGCCAGGGAACGACGCUGCCGAUUUACUGGCCAAGGAGGCAGCUGUGCCGGGCAAAACUCACCCGUUUUGCUGUUUGCUAUCACGCGAGAGAGCACACAUUAGGCAAGGGAUCCACGCCCAAUGGAAGAACGAAUGGAACGGCUCGAGCACCGGCGCACAUCUGCGUCAGAUCGACGACACACUACCGGCCAAGUACACCAGACGGCUCUACGGCUCCCUGCCUAGAAAUCGAGCGUACUUAUUCACGCAGUUGCGAACCGGACACUGCUGGUUGUCAACAUACGCAAAGACUUUCCGAUUUCGAGACGACGAUAUGUGCGUCUGUGGUGAACGGGAAAGCGUUCACCACGUGUUGUUAGAUUGCCCACGAUUGAGAGAACUGAGGAGAGAGCUGCGAAUUAAGGUUGGCGAUGCUUUCAACAGCAUAUCGACACUGUUGGGUGGACCAGGAGAAGAAGGAAGAGGUAAGAUUGACAGUGCAUCACGAACCAAGACAGUGGAGGCUGUCUUGGAUUUUGCUGAAGCAUCGCAACGGUUUCAAAGCCGCGCGCCAUAA
Messenger RNA from Penicillium crustosum, 5127 nucleotides. RefSeq lists its product as uncharacterized. The transcript has 3 exons. The coding region runs from base 1 to 5127 and encodes 1708 amino acids. Gene Ontology annotation, biological process: phosphorelay signal transduction system. The record is from RefSeq and is a predicted model, not a curated record. Gene Ontology annotation, molecular function: nucleic acid binding; RNA-DNA hybrid ribonuclease activity. NCBI's taxonomy places the organism in Eukaryota, Fungi, Ascomycota, Eurotiomycetes, Eurotiales, Aspergillaceae.